Messenger RNA from Yarrowia lipolytica CLIB122, 978 nucleotides. RefSeq lists its product as uncharacterized. The record is from RefSeq and is a predicted model, not a curated record. Gene Ontology annotation, cellular component: membrane. NCBI's taxonomy places the organism in Eukaryota, Fungi, Ascomycota, Dipodascomycetes, Dipodascales.
AUGCACACUGGAAAACUGCUGAGAGCAGCUGCGCUGGUAGAAAUUGCCCGGAGAGCCCACAAGAACAAGUCGCUGACGCCGGCUGCAAUUGUGGCCGCGGUUGUCACCGGAAUCAUCCACGCGGUCCACCCCUGGUCCGUGUGCAUGGUGCUCUUGUUUGCUUUCUACCUGCCCUCGUCCAAGUUCACCAAGAUGAAGGCCGACUUCAAGAGCACGCUCACGGAGACCCGUGGCGACCACAUUGUCACUGAGAUCCAGGCCGCCAAGGAUGAGCGGUUCGAAAAGUCAGACCCCAGAUCACGAAUCAAGACCAAGCGAAAGGUGACCAACGCUAAGGAGAAGGUCCACGAGACCCGAACCGUCGCCCAGGUACUAUGCAACUCUGUGUUCGCCUCCAUUCUACUCAUUCUGCACUACUACUUCAAAAUUUACAAGUCCCCAGACGGCAGACAGUCCAAGUGGGACAAAUCGGACUGGCUCAUGGUCGGAUUCAUUGCUCAUUACGCCGUGGUUACUGCAGACACCUUUUCGUCAGAGCUUGGAAUUCUCUCCAAGUACCCUCCCAUUCUUAUUACCACCUUCCAACCGUGUCCCAAGGGCACCAAUGGAGGUAUCUCCCCCCUGGGAUGCAUGGUGGCUCUUGCUGGCGGUCUCUACAUUGGCAUUGUGACCGUGUUGGUGGUUCCCCUAGGAAAGUCGUGGAAGAUCGCCGACGCCCUGUUGUUCAUCUUGUUCAUGGGCUCUGUAGGCCUCUGCGGAUCACUGCUGGACUCCUUGCUAGGAGCUCUCUUCCAGAAGUCAGUAGUCAACGAGGGAGGAAAGAUUGUGGAGAUGAGCGGAGGACGAAAAGUGGAGCAGGCAGCUGAUCUAAAGUCUGUUGCAGGAGCUGAUAUCCUCAGCAACAAUGGCGUCAAUCUUACCAUGGCCAUCACAGCUAGUUGUGUGACAAUGGCUCUGUGGAAGAUGAAAUUCCCCUGA